This is a messenger RNA of Closterium sp. Naga37s-1, 3816 nucleotides long. NCBI's taxonomy places the organism in Eukaryota, Viridiplantae, Streptophyta, Zygnematophyceae, Desmidiales, Closteriaceae. The record is from the annotation of a GenBank genome assembly.
AUGCUCUGCCUCAUGCUCUGCCUCAUGCUCUGCCUCAUGCUCUGCCCCACGCUCUGCCUCAUGCUCUGCCUCAUGCUCUGCCUCGUGCUCUGCCCCACGCUCUGCCUCAUGCUCUGCCUCAUGCUCUGCCUCAUGCUCUGCCUCAUGCUCUGCCUCAUGCUCUGCCUCAUGGUCUGCCUCAUGCUCUGCCUCAUGCUCUGCCUCAUGCUCUGCCCCACGCUCUGCCUCAUGCUCUGCCUCAUGCUCUGCCUAAUGCUCUGCCUCAUGCUCUGCCUCAUGCUCUGCCCCACGCUCUGCCUCAUGCUCUGCCUCAUGCUCUGCCUCAUGCUCUGCCCCACGCUCUGCCUCAUGCUCUGCCUCAUGCUCUGCCUCAUGCUCUGCCUCAUGCUCUGCCUCAUGCACUGCCUCAUGCUCUGCCUCAUGCUCUGCCUCAUGCUCUGCCUCAUGCUCUGCCUCAUGCUCUGCCUCAUGCUCUCCCUCAUGCUCUGCCUCAUGCUCUGCCCCACGCUCUGCCUCAUGCUCUGCCUCAUGCUCUGCCUCAUGCUCUGCCUCAUGCUCUGCCUCAUGCUCUGCCUCAUGCUCUGCCUCAUGCUCUGCCUCAUGCUCUGCCUCAUGCUCUGCCCCACGCUCUGCCUCAUGCUCUGCCUCAUUCUCUGCCUCAUGCUCUGCCUCAUGCUCUGCCUCAUGCUCUGCCUCAUGCUCUGCCUCAUGCUCUGCCUCAUGCUCUGCCUCAUGCUCUGCCUCAUGCUCUGCCUCAUGCUCUGCCUCAUGCUCUGCCUCAUGCUCUGCCUCAUGCUCUGCCUCAUGCUCUGCCUCAUGCUCUUCCUCAUGCUCUGCCUCAUGCUCUGCCUCAUGCUCUGCCUCAUGCUCUGCCUCAUGCUCUGCCUCAUGCUCUGCCUCAUGCUCUGCCUCAUGCUCUGCCUCAUGCUCUGCCUCAUGCUCUGCCUCAUGCUCUGCCACGCUCUGCCUCAUGCUCUGCCUCAUGCUCUGCCUCAUGCUCUGCCUCAUGCUCUGCCUCAUGCUCUGCCUCAUGCUCUGCCUCAUGCUCUGCCUCAUGCUCUGCCUCAUGCUCUGCCUCAUGCUCUUCCUCAUGCUCUGCCUCAUGCUCUGCCUCAUGCUCUGCCUCAUGCUCUGCCUCAUGCUCUGCCUCAUGCUCUGCCUCAUGCUCUGCCUCAUGCUCUGCCUCAUGCUCUGCCUCAUGCUCUGCCUCAUGCUCUGCCUCAUGCUCUGCCUCAUGCUCUGCCUCAUGCUCUGCCUCAUGCUCUGCCCCACGCUCUGCCUCAUGCUCUGCCUCAUGCUCUGCCUCAUGCUCUGCCUCAUGCUCUGCCUCAUGCUCUGCCUCAUGCUCUGCCCCACGCUCUGCCUCAUGCUCUGCCUCAUGCUCUGCCUCAUGCUCUGCCUCAUGCUCUGCCUCAUGCUCUGCCCCACGCUCUGCCUCAUGCUCUUCCUCAUGCUCUGCCUCAUGCUCUGCCUCAUGCUCUGCCUCAUGCUCUGCCUCAUGCUCUGCCUCAUGCUCUGCCUCAUGCUCUGCCUCAUGCUCUUCCUCAUGCUCUGCCUCAUGCUCUGCCUCAUGCUCUGCCUCAUGCUCUGCCUCAUGCUCUGCCUCAUGCUCUGCCUCAUGCUCUGCCUCAUGCUCUGCCUCAUGCUCUGCCUCAUGCUCUGCCUCAUGCUCUGCCUCAUGCUCUGCCUCAUGCUCUGCCUCAUGCUCUGCCUCAUGCUCUGCCUCAUGCUCUGCCUCAUGCUCUGCCUCAUGCUCUGCCUCAUGCUCUGCCUCAUGCUCUGUCUCAUGCUCUGCCCCACGCUCUGCCUCCUGCUCUGCCUCCUGGAAACCCUGUCCCUCUCUCGCCCCUAUCGCCUUGUUUCCAUGGCUGGGAUGGUGCUGCUGCUCGCCCUCCCCAUCUCCGGUAUGCUGCUGCUCCCGCCCCCUCUCGCCUCUUCCUUGACACGGUAGGGAGCCCGCUUAAGGCCACCUCCUUUACAAGCACACCCGCCUCUCACAGCAGUGUGGGGCGGGCGAGCGAGUGGGAGGGCAGUCCGAGGGAGCGUGGGGCAGCAGCACUGAUGCAGGGCGGCACUGGCAGCAGCACUGGCGGCAGCAGCAGUGCGGCAGGCAGUGGUGUGGGAGGCGAUGUGGAGGGGAGUAGCGGUGGUGUGGAUGGGUGCGGUGGGGAGGGCGGGAGGGAGGGGAAGAGCCUGGAGGGGGAUGGGAGGAGCAGCCAUGCGUGGGGGGUGGAGGCGGGGAGGGGGCAGCGAGGCAGUGCUGUGCGCGUGGGUAUGGAUCACACGCUGCUGCAGGCUGCUGUCACUCCUGAGUACUGCAAAGUGUUCCCUCCCGUUUCCCCCCAUUGCCUCUUCCCUCGUUCUGCCCCUCUAUGCUUUCCUUGUCGUUUCUUCCUUUCUUCUUCCCCCCUCAACUCAACCCUCCUUUUCCUCUCAAAACCCCCCUCCUGCCACUCCCGUUCCCCUUCCCACAACCUGCUGUUGUUUGCCAAACUAUGUGGCUCUUGUUCUUCGCCAUGGGCUGUGGCACAGGGUCAGGGCUCACAGCCAUCAAUAACCUGGCGCAGUCCUCGUUCGUGCAGCACUAGUCGGCCUUCCUCCCUGCUCCUUUCCGCUGCCAACCAACAGACCUCCUCGCCGCAGGUCCAGGCGCCUUGCGUGGUCUCACCAGCGCUCGAGGUGAUUCACCACAUGCACUGCAUGCAACCCCCUCAUUCCUUCUCCCCUAUCUCCGCCUCCCUGCUUCCACCUGUCCUCCCCUUCUCCCCCUCACCUCUUCCGCCCCUUUCCCCCUUCCGCCCGUUCCCCCCAUUCUCCCCCUUCCCUCUUCCGCCCCUUCCCCCUUUCUCCCCCUUCAGGUACGUGUCAGAGCAGUGUUUAAAGCGCUGCAGCACGCCGAGCCCUCUUUGCAUGCUGCUCUUGACACUAUGCCCUUCUUCCGGUAGCCCUACCCUUCCCCCUCCCCCCUUCCCCCUCCCCCCCUUCCCCCUCCCCCCUUCCCCCUCCCCCCUUCCCCAUCCCCCUUUCCUCCUCCCCUCUUCCCCCUCCCCCUUUCCCCCUCCCCCUUUCCCCCUCCCCUCCCCCCCCUCCCGUCCCCCCCCCAGCUACGUGUCGGAGCAGUGUUUGAAGCGCUGGAGCACGCCGCGCCCGCUCUGCAUGCUGCUCGUGCAGGCCGCCAUGGGGUGUGCUCACCUGCUCUUCAGCAUAGGCGACCCACUGUUCCUCUACCCGGCAGCAGCGCUGGUGGGGGCGGCACAUGGGGCGCACUGGACGCUCAUGUUUGUUUGCAUGUGUGUGUCCAAUCCUCAACCUCCUUCCCCUCCUUCCCUUCCCUACCCUACUUCCCCCCUUUCCCCACCUCUCCCCCAUUUCCCCCCUGCCCCUCUUUCCCUGCUUCCCAUCCCCUUCCUCCCUUCCUUCCUCUUCCCCCCUACCAGCAUAUCAUCCACAGUAGGCUCCUACUGCCUCUCUGUCAAGCUCGCCGGCUACAUCUACGACCGUCAAUCCGCGAUCCAACGGUCAGCCUUCCUCCACCUGCAAGGCCUCUCCUCCGCCUCCCCCUCCCUCUCUCCACCCUCAAUCGCAGCCAUUGCAAACUGGGGCACAGAGGCAGCAGCAGCAGCGGGGCAAGGAGGGGUAGCGGAGGCACAGCUAGUGCUACCAGAGGCAUCAGAGCUGCCCCACCGGUGCAUGGGCCCAGACUGCUUCCGCCUCACCUUCCUCGUGAUGGCCCUCGUGUGCGUCGCUGGCAUAUGCGCUCUUCUGAACCUCGUGGCACGUACAAGACGGCUGUACCAGGUGAGGGGUGGGGGGUGA